AUGGAGGAUCAAGAUCCUGAUUAUCAAUCAACUUUUGAUCCUUCAAUUGAUGAAGAGAAGUUAAAUGAACAGAGAACAGCCUUGAACAAUUUUCUUGCUGCUUGUGGCAGUAAAAGAAAAGUGAGUGUGACAACAUCUUAUAAAGAUUUAUCGCACCGUGUUAAAUUAAGAUAUGUAAGUUUAACGAAAUUCAUAAUGCAAUCAGCUACAUCGUUGAUGGUGUCGAAUGACGCUGACAUGCUUAUGCAUGAUUCAUUUAGUGAUUUUAGCAGUGGAGAGUCGAAUAUCGUUUUAGACGGAAAUUUUCGUCAAAUAAUGAGUGGUAUUUCAGAGGCAUAUAUUAAUGCUGAGUCGUGGCAAUCGAGACGAGAGAUUCUUUCGGUAGUUGUACCGAAAAUAUCAUUAAAGCUCAUGCAGUUAUUUAUACCAGGUAUAACUAGGGGCAGAUUUUCUGCAGCACGUCUGCAUGCUAAAAAAUAUAGUGCUGGUUCGAAAGUUGAAGUAACAACAAAAGUUGUACAACGAUUUGAUGAUCAUCAAAUUGCUCACUUUGUUGAUUUUGUUAUUUCACCUCACAUUUGUACAGAUUUACCUUUUGGUGAAAAAGUAUUAAAGUUAUCGUCUGGAAUCGAAUUAUUCGUUCCAAAUACGAUAAGAAAUAUGGGAGCGACUCGUAUUAUCUAUCAGUAUUUUCUUUAUUGUAAUGAGAUGUGUUCAGAUUUUGAACCACUUGAUACUAAAGAUAGUAGUGAUGAAGAAUAA
Messenger RNA from Rotaria sp. Silwood2, 762 nucleotides. The record is from the annotation of a GenBank genome assembly. Lineage: Eukaryota; Metazoa; Rotifera; Eurotatoria; Philodinida; Philodinidae.